AGCGGGACGGAAACCAAAACCAUGGGCAGUUUUCCGUCGGAAGCAAAAACAAAACCUCCAAACGCAAAACUGCCUGCUACAUCUCUCUGUAUAUACUCUCCCUCUUUUCUUCCACAACGCUCAUUCUAAUGGCAUCACUCCCGAUGAUACCCUCAUAUCCUAUCCAUUCUCUCUCUUCUUUCCCUUUUUUGUUUCUCUGAUCAGUAAUUCCUUUUCAGCCACUCAAAAAACGUCUUGUUUUCAAAAACUUGCUUUUCAGGAUUCUGUUGAUGUUACAUUUCGAGUUCAAUCUUUCAGUUCUCGGUGUUUUAAGUAAUUAUCGUUUCUGGGUUUUCUUCUAUAAUUCAGUUCAUUUACUGGGUAUUCUUGCUUUGUUAUUGUUCCCUUCACAUCUCUACUUCUGCCAAAAUAGCAACUUUGAAUAUAAUAUCUCCAUUAAAGUGCAAAACUUUAGCAUUUUCUGAACUGGGUCUUCUAUUUUAGUGUCUGUCAUCUCCAGUAGGUGAGUCUAAGAACUAUAGUUAAUGACCUAAUUUUCCCUUUUUUAAAUUAUUUUUCUUGUUGGUUUUGGGAGAACAGAGAGGGCCCUUUUAUCUUUUUAAUAUUGGGUUUUGAUGGAACACAAUGGUUUGCCUGGUGGGAUAUUUUCAGGCAUGGGAUCAGGAAUUCUAGGAUUAGAAAGGCCAUUACACCAACAACAGAACCCUCACAACUCACAAAAUUCACACCACCUGCACCACCCACAAAUGGUAGCCUACGCCCACCGAGACUCCGAUCAUCACCUUCAGUCUCAACAACAAACUCUGAAACACUCAUACCCAUAUCCCUCCUCAGCUUCAAGAGAAAAGCCACAAUCACCUCUUAGUGAUGAAGAUGAGCCUGGUUUUGCUGGAGAUGACAACACUAGUGAUGGCAAAAGGAAGGUGUCUCCAUGGCAGAGAAUGAAGUGGACUGAUAGCAUGGUUAGGCUUCUUAUAAUGGCAGUGUUCUACAUUGGUGAUGAAGCUGGAUCUGAAUUGAAUGAUCCCACAGGGAAGAAAAAGGCUGGUGGGUUGUCACAGAAGAAAGGGAAAUGGAAGUCAGUUUCAAGGGCUAUGAUGGAGAAAGGAUUUUAUGUAUCUCCACAGCAAUGUGAGGAUAAAUUCAAUGAUUUAAACAAGAGGUACAAGAGGGUUAAUGAUAUUCUUGGCAAAGGAACUGCUUGCAAGGUUGUGGAGAAUCAAACCUUGCUCGAGACAAUGGAUUUGUCACAAAAGAUGAAGGAAGAAGUGAAGAAAUUGCUGAAUUCUAAGCACUUGUUUUUCAGAGAAAUGUGUGCUUAUCAUAACAGUUGUGGUCAUGGUUCAAAUGGGGUUGCUUCUGGUACUAAUCACUCACCAGAGUUAGCUACAGAUCAAUCUCAUGCUCAGCAUCCACAAUCAUCUCAUGCUCAGCAACAAAGGUGUUCUCAUUCAUCUGAAACUGCACAUUUUGUGACCAACUCCAGGAAUGAAACAGAGGGGUCCAAAAUGGGAAAAAGGGCAAGAAAUGAAGAAGAUGAUGAAGAGGAUGAUGAUGAAAGCGAGGAUGAUGAUGAUGAUUAUGAUGAGGAUGAAGAUGAAGCUAUAGAAGGCAAUUCAAGGGGUCAAAAUGGGCAUGGACAUGAAGAUGAAGAUGAGCAUGAGGAGAAAGGUUCAAGAAAAAGAAGAAAAACAGGAGUUUUCUCUUUAAUAUCAUCUCUGAUGCAGCAAUUGAAUAGUGAAUUGAUGAGUGUAAUCCAAGAUGGAGGAAGGAGUACAUGGGAGAAGAAGCAUUGGAUGAAGCUGAGAUUGAUGCAAUUAGAAGAACAGCAAGUGAGCUACCAAUGCCAAGCAUUUGAACUAGAAAAACAAAGAUUGAAGUGGGUGAAAUUUAGCAGCAAGAAAGAGAGAGAAAUGGAGAGAGCAAAACUAGAGAAUGAAAGGAGAAGACUUGAAGGUGAAAGAAUGGUACUUCUCAUACGCCAGAAAGAACUUGAAUUGCUUGAUAUUCAUCAACAGCAACAGCUUUCUUCCAAUAAAAGGAGUGAUCCAUCCUCCAUAACAGGAUGAAAUUGUUACUAGUUUCAAUAGAUGAAAAUGUUGUUUAAGCUUUAAGUAGAUGUACAUACUUGUUUUAUUUUGCUUCUUUCAAAUACAUAUUCAGUUGUAAGAGUGAAAUUGAGAGGCAGUAGACAACUAGUUGGUAUUUUUUAGAUCC
This is a messenger RNA of Manihot esculenta (cassava), 2217 nucleotides long. RefSeq names its product nucleolar transcription factor 1-B. The transcript has a single exon. The record is from RefSeq and is a predicted model, not a curated record. Bases 615 to 2069 code for a protein of 484 amino acids. Lineage: Eukaryota; Viridiplantae; Streptophyta; Magnoliopsida; Malpighiales; Euphorbiaceae.